GUGUGCGGAUGAAAGGCAGGUCCCUUCUGUGUAUCACUCGUCUAUUUAUAGUGAGAACAAAUCCCAGAUAUGAGAGGAAUCCUGCCGCCAUUUAGGAGAGAAGAGAUAGAGAGAGGGAGAGAGAGAGAGAAAGAGAGAGAGAGUGCAAGAAGGAAAGAGAUGGAAAGUUAAGAGUGUGUCAAGUCAGCCUCGCUUCAGUCAAUGCAACUUUUGUGUCGCCAGAAGCUGCAACAGCUUUCAUUCUUCUGGGAAGACUUUCUACUCACUUUUGGAAGCGUGUGUGGGUCAGAGGAGACUAUGUCUAAACCUUCAUCCAACGUCAAGGCCCUGCAGGCUAAUCUGAACAUCCCGAUGGGAGCUCUGCGUCCGGGGGCGGGACAUCCUGUGAGGAGGAGAGAGGAGACGGGAGACACGUGCCAGGCCAGCUCGCCGACGGAGCAGCCAAGCGAUGCCGCGCACCCUCCGCAGGAGGAAAAAAAGACUUUGCCCGGCGCCGUCAAACUGCCCGGCCCGGCCUUUAACCUCUCGGAGCUGAAGAACGUCAAGAGUGAAUUACGCGGGGUUGGCAAGGAAUAGCACGAGCCAGCGUCCAGGCGGUGAGGGGUCCAGGCGGUGAGGGGUCAUCCAUUUGCUGGUUACCACGGCGAUGCUCCGAAACCACAAUUACAUCUUGGACAAAGUUUCGGUCGAGGGUCACCCAACCAAAAUCCGCUUUGUCCGUUGAUGUUUCUUUGCCGAUCAAAUCAAUUGCGAUCCUUUUCGAGGCGGCGCUCCAAACACAAACUCUGAGCGUGUUCACCUCAUUCGAAUCUUUGGGCCGAUCAUGAUCAAUCGCAAAGACAAUUUUUUCUUCCGUUCUUUGAAGAGCAUUCGACUUUUUCGCUCUAAAUGGCUUUCUCGUGCUCGACUUUUGUGCUAUUUUUGUGUCUUUAUCAAUAAAUCAUUUUGGUUGAAUAGCAAUCAAAAUGAAGUCGGGUCUUGGGCCUGAGUCAGCAAAAAUAUUGCAAUGGACCCUCGCUUGUAUGCUCGCUUGGCUUCAACCGUUUUGCCUUUUUCAUGAGGUGGCUUUUAUUUUGUUUUGUUUUCAAUUCACUUUGUAUUAAUGUUAGUUUUUAAUAGUUUUGAGAAAAUCGUAAGUCACUGUAUUGCUUCAUCAAUCAUUUUUAAUUGA
Messenger RNA from Syngnathus typhle (broad-nosed pipefish), 1171 nucleotides. It is a transcript of the gene smpx, whose product is annotated as small muscle protein X-linked. The record is from RefSeq and is a predicted model, not a curated record. Gene Ontology annotation, cellular component: M band; muscle tendon junction; costamere. The transcript is spliced from 6 exons. Bases 202 to 576 code for a protein of 124 amino acids. NCBI's taxonomy places the organism in Eukaryota, Metazoa, Chordata, Actinopteri, Syngnathiformes, Syngnathidae.